CCGCGGCACCCGUCCCCCAGCCGCCGCCACACCCCAGCCCCACCGGGGCCAUGGUCGCGGCCGGCGGCAGCCGCUCCGCCCGGGCCGCAGCUCUAGCCUGACCCUGGCUGCCUCGUGGCCCCCUGGCCCCCACCAUGGAGAACGAGCAGCUCCCUGCCCCGCCGCCCUCCAGCAGCGCCGCUGGCACUGCCACCACCCCCAGCAGCACUGGCACUGCCCGCCCACCUGCUCCCCAGAUCUCUGUCUACAGUGGCAUCCCCGACCGCCAAACCGUCCAGGUGAUCCAGCAGGCGCUGCACCGGCAGCCCAACACGGCGGCGCAGUACCUGCAGCAGAUGUACGCAGCGCAGCAGCAGCACCUGAUGCUGCAGACCGCAGCCCUCCAGCAGCAGCACCUCACCAGCGCCCAGCUCCAGAGCCUGGCUGCCGUCCAGCAGGCCAGCCUGGCAGCCAACAGGCAGAGCAGCUCCUCGGGUGGCAACGGCACCCAGCCGGCGCCGGCACAGCAGCCCACGAUCAACCUGGCGACGUCGCCGGCGGCCGCGCAGCUGCUGAACCGGGCGCAGAGCGUGGCACCGGGCACCUCGGGCAUCGCGCAGCAGGCAGUGCUGCUGGGCAACGCUGCCUCCCCUGCCCUCACUGCCAGCCAGGCACAGAUGUACCUGCGGGCACAGAUGCUCAUCUUCACACCCACGGGCCCUGUCAGCGCUGUCCGCCCCGAGAGCCCCGCGCCAGCCCCUCCACCGGCCCCGCCGCCUGCCCCCCAGCCCGCUGCCCCCCAGGUGCACAGCCUGGCCCUGCGCCCCACCGGCCCCCACCUCCCUACCCUGGCCAUGAAGCCCCCUGGGGGUACCCCACCCCGGGCUGGCCCUCCCCGGGGCCCCCCACCUGACCCUCCUGCCGAGCACCUCAAAAAGGCCGAGGGGCAGGAUGCCCGCGCCCACCCCCUGGGUCGCGCCAGCGCCCCCACUGCCGCCCACCCGCUCGCCACGCCAGCCUACGCCCCGCUGCAGCCCCCUCAGUUCCUGCAGCAGCAGCAGCCGCCGAAGCCAAUGCAGACGCAGCAGCAGCAGCAGUUCGUCAUCCAACAGCAGCAGUUGGCACCCCGUGGGCAGCCCGCCCAGGGCCCCACUGCCACCCCCCAACUCCAGCCCUUACCCCCUGCCAGCCCCGGCCCACCCCCCCAACCCAAAGUGGGGGUUCCUCAAGGAGCAGGAGGGGGUGAGGGUGGCCCCCCCAACGGGCACCCUGCCUGCCAUGCUGCUCCCCGCAAGUUCCAGCAUGCCUCUGCCGUCAUCCUGCAGCUGCAGCCUGCCGGCCCCACGCCCCCACUCGGGGUCCCCGAGGGCACCCGCCGGGACCCACCACCCGCCCCGAGGAACACCGAGAGCCCGCCCGCCGCCCCGUCGCAGCCCCCCGCCCUCUCGCCGCCCGCCGUCCCCCUGGGCCCUGACAGCCCAGAGGGCGAGCGGACCCCCACGCACGAGCCGCCGGCCGACCGCCUUCAUGCGCAGCCCCCGCCCCUGGCCAGCGUUCCCGGCAUGACCUCGGGCACCGGGAGCUCUGCCGCCACCGUCGCCGGCGCCGCCCCCCACAAUGGUGAGAACAAACCCCCCCAGGCCAUCGUGAAACCCCAGAUCCUCACCCACGUCAUCGAAGGCUUCGUGAUCCAGGAAGGGGCAGAGCCGUUCCCGGUGGGCCGCUCCUCGCUGCUGGUGGGGACGCUGAAGAAGAAGUAUGCGCAGGAGCUGCUGGCGGAGAAACUCCCGCAGCAGGACAACACCACCACCACCGACUCCGAGAUGGAGGAGCCCUACCUGCAAGGUGUCCCUGCACGCCCCCCAGAAUCCAAAGAGGAGGGGAACCCCCCCAAGCUGAAGUGUGAGCUCUGUGGCCGCGUCGACUUCGCCUACAAGUUCAAGCGCUCCAAGCGCUUCUGCUCCAUGGCUUGUGCCAAGAGGUACAACGUGGGCUGCACGAAGCGGGUGGGUUUGUUCCACCCCGACCGCAGCAAGCUGCAGAAACCCGGCGGGGGUCCCCCCCACGGCCGCCGCAGAGCCUGCAAAGGGACCCUGCCCCCCCUCAGCAAAGACACCAAGAAGCAGCCGCCGGUGUCCCUGCCGCCGGGCUCGGUGACGGCGUCGUUGCAGCUGAACCACAGCCAGGAGGACUCGAGCCGCUGCUCGGACAACUCGAGCUACGAGGAGCCUCUGUCGCCCAUCUCGGCCAGCUCCUCCACCUCCCGCCGGCGGCAGGGCGAGCGCGACCUGGAGCUGCGCGACAUGGAGCUGCCCGACGUGCACGUCCGCGACCUGGCCGCCCUCGGGCACCGCUUCCUGCCCAGCGAGCCCAGCAAGUGGAACGUGGAGGACGUCUACGAGUUCAUCCGCUCGCUGCCCGGCUGCCAGGAGAUCGCAGAGGAGUUCCGGGCGCAGGAGAUCGAUGGGCAGGCGCUGCUGCUGCUGAAGGAGGACCACCUGAUGAGCACCAUGAACAUCAAGCUGGGGCCGGCCCUCAAGAUCUACGCCCGCAUCAACAUGCUGAAGGACUCCUAGAGCCGGGCCUUGGGGUGCGGGAGGGGGACACACGCAGCCCCCCGCCCCUACACACACACACAGCACCACCCCCCCGCACCCCAAGAGUAUCUUCCCACCCUGCUCUAGCCAUAGGGAGGAGGAAGAGAAGGCUGUGGGGUAUAGGGGGAUGGGGAAGCCACAUCUGAGCACAACCCAGCCCCGGGGUGCCCCCGCCCCGGGUGUGUACAUAGCCUGUAGCUAUAGCGCCCCCCCCCCCAAAAAAAGGAAAAGUACGGGGGGGUCACCCCCUUUUGUGCAGCAGGGAUGGGGGGUCCCCUCCUCUCCCCUUUUGUUCCCCCCUCCCCGUAACGGCAGGGCGAAGCAGGAUGGUUGCCUUAACGUGUGCCCCCCACACGCCCCCCUCCCCCCCCAGCCAGGAUUGGAGCUGCCAGCCCCGGGGGGGAGGGCAUCAGCCCCUGGAGGGGGAGGUGUGGUGGGGAGCUCGAAGGUGUCAGCCCCACACCCACUGGGGCAGGGCUGGGGGCACCUCAGUCAAAGACAA
Pogoniulus pusillus (Red-fronted tinkerbird) is the source of this 3078-nucleotide messenger RNA. It is a transcript of the gene PHC2, whose product is annotated as polyhomeotic homolog 2. Gene Ontology annotation, molecular function: histone binding; zinc ion binding; chromatin binding. Gene Ontology annotation, biological process: negative regulation of DNA-templated transcription. Bases 135 to 2555 code for a protein of 806 amino acids. Lineage: Eukaryota; Metazoa; Chordata; Aves; Piciformes; Lybiidae. Gene Ontology annotation, cellular component: PRC1 complex; nucleus. The transcript has 15 exons. The record is from RefSeq and is a predicted model, not a curated record.